UUUUAUCUUUCCAGUUGUUGUUAGAAAGAAAUCCCAAAUUCAUCUGUUUUUUUUUUCUUCUUUCUGUUUCUCCAUACACUGAUUUAAUUUACCAAGAGCAACCGUGAAAAACGAUGAUCUCGCGGCGGAUCUUGAGGAACCAUCGGUUUCUCCGCCUAUUCAGCUCAUCUUCUGUUUGCGCUCCGCCGUUUCGGGUACCGGAGUAUCAUUCUCACUCGUUCACCUCUCCGACGUCGCGCCCAUUCCUUGUUAACUCUCUCUCUUUGAUGAAAUGGUGUGGAGGAAGAAGAAGAAGCUGGUUUUCGAACGAAGCCAUGGCCAUAGAUUCAAAUGCAGGGUUGAUUGAUGUGCCACUGGCACAAACUGGGGAAGGUAUUGCUGAAUGUGAGCUACUCAAGUGGUUUGUGAAAGAGGGCGAUCCUGUUGAAGAGUUUCAGCCACUCUGUGAAGUUCAGAGCGAUAAAGCAACAAUAGAGAUAACGAGCCGUUUUAAGGGGAAAGUGGCUCUGAUUUCUCAUGCUCCAGGUGACAUUAUUAAGGUUGGAGAGACUCUGGUUACGCUAUCGGUUGAAGACGCUCAGGACGCUCUUCUAGUAACCUCUGAAAGUCCAGGAAAUGUAAAUCCGAGCGGUUCGAAGCAAAACACAGACAAUCUUGUUGGAGCUCUUUCAACGCCUGCUGUUCGUAACCUUGCAAAAGACCUUGGCAUUGACAUCAAUGUCGUUAUUGGAAGUGGUAAAGAUGGUAGAGUCUUGAAAGAGGAUGUUCUUAAAAUUGGUGGCCAGGAUGGUAAUGUAAUUGAUUCAGUUUCUUCUGAGAGUCAUGUUAAAGGAGGAAACUCCAUUUCCUCUAUAACGAGUAACAUUGAAGAUAGAACAAUUCCUCUAAGGGGAUUCAACCGAGCAAUGGUCAAGACAAUGACUAUGGCUACAAAGGUACCACAUUUUCAUUUCGUUGAGGAGAUAAACUGCGAUGCACUUGUGGAGCUCAAGCAAUUCUUCAAAGAGAACAAUACAGAUUCCACGGUCAAGCACACUUUCCUUCCUACCUUAAUCAAGUCGCUGUCAAUGGCUCUAAGCAAAUAUCCCUUUGUGAAUAGUUGCUUCAACGAGGAGUCUCUCGAGAUCGUCCUCAAAGGUUCACAUAACAUUGGAGUUGCAAUGGCUACUGAGCAUGGCCUUGUCGUACCUAAUAUAAAGAAUGUCCAGUCGUUAUCUCUACUAGAGAUAACCAAAGAGCUGUCUCGGUUACAACAUUUGGCAACAAACAACAAACUUAGCCCCGAGGAUGUAACUGGUGGAACCAUAACUCUGAGUAACAUUGGAGCAAUCGGUGGGAAAUUCGGGUCCCCGCUUCUAAACUUACCUGAAGUUGCCAUCAUUGCUCUUGGAAGAAUCGAGAAAGUUCCAAAAUUCUCAAAAGACGGAACUGUUUAUCCUGCAUCGAUAAUGAUGGUUAAUAUCGCUGCGGAUCACAGAGUUCUAGAUGGAGCAACGGUAGCUCGGUUUUGCUGCCAGUGGAAAGAGUAUAUUGAGAAACCAGAGUUGCUAAUGCUUCAAAUGAGAUAAAACAACAAGAAACAGAAAAUGUUUUCAUGUUUCUUUGUAAAUCUCCCUUUAAAGUCUUCUAGUUUUGGAAGCCUUUGUACUAAUAAAAAACUUGGAAUAAAAAAUAAUGAACAUUAAACGCAAAUUGUAUGAAUCUUUAUGUUCGAGUAAGACCUAGGCACCUA
This is a messenger RNA of Eutrema salsugineum, 1732 nucleotides long. RefSeq names its product lipoamide acyltransferase component of branched-chain alpha-keto acid dehydrogenase complex, mitochondrial. Gene Ontology annotation, cellular component: cytoplasm; mitochondrion. Lineage: Eukaryota; Viridiplantae; Streptophyta; Magnoliopsida; Brassicales; Brassicaceae. Gene Ontology annotation, molecular function: acetyltransferase activity; lipoic acid binding. The transcript is spliced from 7 exons. The record is from RefSeq and is a predicted model, not a curated record. The coding region runs from base 114 to 1568 and encodes 484 amino acids.